This is a messenger RNA of Ictalurus furcatus (blue catfish), 4663 nucleotides long. RefSeq names its product FAM20B glycosaminoglycan xylosylkinase (gene fam20b). The transcript has 9 exons. Gene Ontology annotation, cellular component: Golgi apparatus. Gene Ontology annotation, molecular function: phosphotransferase activity, alcohol group as acceptor. The record is from RefSeq and is a predicted model, not a curated record. Gene Ontology annotation, biological process: protein phosphorylation. NCBI's taxonomy places the organism in Eukaryota, Metazoa, Chordata, Actinopteri, Siluriformes, Ictaluridae. Bases 564 to 1793 code for a protein of 409 amino acids.
GUCUUUUCUAAGGCAGGAAGUGAUGAUAAAGAAAUACAACCCACGAGUAAAUCUUGAAAAUGAGUAAAAGUAAGAUUUAACGUGGGUUAGAGAUAAACAGAAAAAUAUGCGUGUUCAUAUAUUUCCUAAUCAUUGUACGUGCUCACUUUAAGCAGAAACCUGACGCGUUCCUCGCUUUAAUGGUGUGUGUACACACACACACACACACGAGCGCAAGACGGACAUGAUGAGACGCGUUUGCACAGCGGAUCAGUCAACUGCAUUAAACCCCAACAGCUUUAUUUCUGUAUGAAAGGAGCAGACAAAAAGUGAGCAAGAUAGAGGCAUCAGUCACAUACUAUCAAAUGAAGAACCUUUUCCCAGCCCUCCAUCCUGUAUCAUAAAAACAGAAGAAAACAAAUAUUCUAAAACAGCCUUUCCCUUUCACUUAACUUUGCCUGUCCUAAUCGCCUCCCACUUGCCCCCUCCUUUUCCUCUGUGACUGUUCCCUCUGGUGGUGUACAGUAGUCAGGCCCUGUCAUGCUCAGGGCGUGACCCCUUGGGUUUCCUUCUCCUCCUCCAUCAUGAAGUUGAAGCAGCGUGUGGUGGUGCUGUGCGGUGUGCUGCUGCUGCUGGGCCUGGCCAAGCUCUUCCUGCUGGAUGGAGGCGAAGGCUCAGCUGCCAGCCGCCGUGACCUGCGUGCCUUCCGGAAGAUGGAGGCAAGCCUAGCUCUGGCCAAGAAUGCCCGCCUCACACACACGUUGCAGUCACCUUGGGAGGUGGCAGCACAGUGGGUGGGGCCACGCGAGGUCUACCCAGACGAGACACCUGAGCUGGCCGCUGUGCUCAGCGCCCUGGUCACCGCCCGUAUCCAAAGGGCCGACGUCGGCUACAAAGGCACCCAACUGAAAGCACUUCUGGUGCUGGACGGAGGACAGAAGGUGGUGUUCAAGCCCAAGAGGUACAACAGAGAUUAUGUGGUUGAAGGAGAGCCCUAUGCAGGCUAUGACAGACAUAAUGCAGAGAUCGCUGCCUUUCACCUAGAUAGGAUCCUGGGCUUUAGGAGAGCACCUCUAGUGGUGGGGCGAUUUGUGAACCUGCGCACAGAGAUAAAGCCAGUUGCCACAGAGCAGCUAUUGAGCACGUUCCUCAUGCACGGGAAUAAUACCUGCUUCUAUGGGAAGUGUUACUACUGCCGGGAGAGUGAGCCUGCAUGUGCUGAGGGUGACAUAAUGGAGGGAUCAGUGACACUCUGGCUCCCUGACGUCUGGCCACUGCAGAAACACAGACAUCCAUGGGGACGCACAUAUAGAGAGGGCAAACUCGCCAGGUGGGAGUAUGAUGAGAGUUACUGUGAAGCAGUGAAGAAGAUGCCUCCGUACGAUGCCGGGCCACGCCUCUUGGACGUGAUUGACACGUCUGUUUUUGAUUACCUAAUUGGCAACGCAGAUCGGCAUCACUAUGAGAGUUUCCAAGACGACGGCGGAGCCAGCAUGCUCAUUCUACUGGACAAUGCUAAAAGUUUUGGGAACCCAGCUUUAGAUGAAAGAAGCAUUCUGGCUCCUCUCUAUCAGUGCUGCAUGGUACGUGUGUCCACCUGGAAUCGAUUGAACCUGCUGAAGGGUGGAGCUCUGAGUUCAGCGAUGCGUCAGGCUAUGGCCCACGACCCUGCCUACCCAGUUCUGACUGAGCCUCACCUCGCUGCCCUCGACCGGCGUCUCAGCGGCAUCAUAGCCAGCAUACGCCAGUGCAUAGAGAUGCAGGGAGCAGAGAGCACACUUAUUGAAGACCGCAUGAACCUGCCUCAUCCCUAAACACAUCAGAGGGGGAGGGGGGGGGGUGCUGCCUGUCGGUGCAGACUCAUACCAUUAGAGGCUCACUUCCUGCAUUUGCAGCAUUGCAAAGAGAACUUAAAAGCUCUGGGAAGUAACCUCAACCCAAGCAGGAAGUUGUCUCAUAACUCAUUAACAUUGAAGACCCUGUCUUCUCCACAAACCAAAAAUGAUAUUUCCUCAAACUUACACACACACUCUAAUCUAAUAUUUUUCUCUUCCAUAUUUCCUAAACAUGCAUCACACAUUAGGAGUACAUUCACCCACUCCCUUGCAACAUUCUUACUUGGCCUUGUAAUAUAUUUCUUUCUAUGAAUUUCUCUCUCUUGCUGGUUACCAAGUGGCCUGUAACGUUGAACAUGCCUGGGCCUGUUUGGGAUCAGGGACCUUCCACAGCAGCUUUGGGGGGUGUUCACAGGCCUGGGCUGCCCCGUACUGUGUGUCAAGGGCAGCACCAGUGAAAUUUUGUCACUAACCUCACAAAGCAUUAACAGACUAUCCGGGGAGAGCCUGUCUACAAACAGAUUGUACAUAAGCAACUAUUUAAAGACGAUCUUGAUAAACAAAUGAAUGGUUUUAAUGUUUUAAAAGAUGAUAUUGAGAGUAACUAUGCAGGUUUGCCUGCUUUAAAAUGUACAGUAUGAUUUCUGGACAUAAACGGGUAGUGGGUGGAAGAAGCUGCUACUGAAGCUCAAAAAUAAGACGGGGAGAAUGAUCGCAUGGAACGCGACGAGAGAGAUCUUGACAUUUAUCCACAAAGCAUCACUGUGGCUUCAGGUUUUCAUCCAAGGCAAAUAGGAGACCUAACAGUGAUUUAAAGACCAAGAGCAUCUAAUUAAACAAUGUGAAUCUGGUGUCACUCCUUGUUUGGACUGAAAGGCUAGGGCUAGAUCAACCAUUUCCUGAUAAGAUUGAGGGUCCCUGCUGUGUGAAGAUCUUUUGAACAUUAAAUCGAAUUAAAAUUCGGUGGUUUCCUCAUUUACAAGAUAUUUUUACAAGAAAAUUUCUACCUCAUCGAUUUAUCAGUUUUCAUUAACUGUUUAAUAGUUGGUAGAGGUCUUACAUGGUCAUAAUGACUUAAAAUAGUAUAAGUUGUUUGAUGCAGGUGAUAAUUGAAGUAUUUAUUAUAUGAGAACAUGACUGUGCUAUUUAUCUGUCCCACCUAGGGGCAAUGGUUAGCAUGUUCUACUGGUUCUAUAUGUUUUCUGUUAUGGUUGCUGACCUCAUUAAGGCACUUUCACUCAAAUUACUGGAAACAUAUGUCAUGUUUUCAUUAUGUUCAUGACUGAGACUGAAACCUGAGAAGGUUAGUUGUUUGGUCUCUAAAUAUUUCUUAUCCGAUUAUAGGAUUUAUUCAAACCACUUGGCUGCCCUGAAUAUCACAUAAUAUCUAGAGCUUGGUCUGUUUUCAAAGCGGGCUAUGGAAUUUCCAAACUGUCUUCCGACAGCGAAUCAUCUCCUUACUUUGCCCCUCAGUCAUCUCUGAAUUGAAUCGGCUGCACAAAUGACUGAAGCCUCAGCCACGCUUGCUCACUUCUGAACUCUCAUAUCUGUUUUCCCUCUCACUCCAGAUGCGUGUUAUGCUGAGAGCAAGAUCAGCUGCUGGUAGAGGCAUUACAUUAUGCUUUGAAUGGGGUCAUUACCGUUCCUGCAGCUUGUGCUGUAAAUAGGCAUUUCGACUGUAAGAGGGACUGCCCUGUGGCCUCUCUAACCCACUGCUGGUAUUUGUGUUUUAGUGUGUCAUUCUUUGAGGUGCCAUGACCUAUACUGUAUGUGUUCGUAUAAGUCCUGGUUGGAGGAGGUGUUCGUGUGUGUGUGUGAACGUUCAAAAUGAGUAAACCUAAACAAACUUGUAGGCUUUCCCGACUUUUAAAAGUGCAGAUGGCAUUUCAUAUGCAUUAUGUUGAAUGAAUAAGUGUGGCAUACAAUGCAGCAUCAUCCUGUAUGUAAAUUUUGCUAAACUGUCUCUCAUACUUCUAGUCCUGGAGAGCGACGGUACAGUUCGCACCUGUCCUGUGUGGGAGGAGUUUAGAAUAAAUGCAGAAGUCCUCUGAGUUAUGGGCAUCUGAAAAUUAUUCAUGCUUUUUACUUUCAUUUACAAGUAGGAUAACGUUUACCAACAUUGUAUAGCAUCUGGAUGCCUUUGUCUGACCGUAAUUGCUUGUUGUGAAGGGUUUUUGUGUGCUUAUGUGUGUGUACCCUCAGUUACCAGAAACACUAUUUCCUGCCUUGUAGUGUGUUAUGUUUGGCUAGGUGGUCAUAUCUUGGUGUAAGUAUGUGUAUUUAAAGUUAGCCUUAGUCAGUGGGGCCACUUAUACUUAACAUAUGCCCCAGAGGAAAACUCUAUCCAAUAAAUCCAGUCAUAAAUAAUUUACAUAAAUGCAUGUGGUUGGAAAAAGCCAUGACUGAGGAUCUGCUGUGGGAGCCAAGCUGGUUCAUGUUCACAAAACUAGUCACUGAACUUUAUAAAAAUAUAUUUAUUGGCACUGCUACAGUGUAUUUUCAAGUACUCUGUUCAACCGACAGACAUACUUUGCUCAGUUCGCAUCAAGAUUCUCUGUUCUUAGGCAUCGUGGUUUUGAAGAGGAAAUCCAUCCACAAACGAUUUAACUGCUCCCUGGCUUUUGGUGAUGGAAUAGCAUGUUUACAAUGGAAUAUGGCAGCUAAAGAAGUGCUUUGCUGAGCACAUCAUCCAAAGCAAACUUCAGAAAGCCCUAAGAACAGUAACAGGAUCCAUCAAGCAAAGCACAUGGUAUACACAUCACCUGUAUUCAUUAAUACAAUUAUCCAAUCAUCCAGUCAUGUGACCGCAGCACAGUACACAAAAUCCAGCUGAUACAGGUCAAGAACAU